Molecule: messenger RNA, 2855 nt
Organism: Exophiala xenobiotica
Lineage: Eukaryota; Fungi; Ascomycota; Eurotiomycetes; Chaetothyriales; Herpotrichiellaceae
Exons: 1
Coding region: 161-2545 (794 amino acids)
Biological process (GO): DNA repair; negative regulation of transcription by RNA polymerase II; chromatin remodeling
Cellular component (GO): Swr1 complex; NuA4 histone acetyltransferase complex
Molecular function (GO): transcription corepressor activity
Source: RefSeq, a predicted model, not a curated record
AUCUCCCUUCCUCUGCAAUUCACUACUGGCGGUGCCGCCAUCUUCUUUCAUUACCUCGACGCGUGUUACGGAACCUGCAUGUUGUCAGCCGAGUCCACGGCAGACUGAAAUUCCACUCAAUCCUCGCCGUAAAUACACGCUGUCAGGGAACGAAAGCAAGAUGGCCUCAACAAGCGACAUCCGCGACAUAAUGAACUUGGGCCAGGCAGGCCCACGCCAACCUGCGCCCAAGAAGAAGAAAGCCAUCGAGCCUCAAGCGCGUGUCACCGGGUUCAAACGCGAAGUCCAGGCGCUCAUGGGCGAUUCUGUUCCCCCUAUUGCAAUCGUCGAACAGCGAUCCUACAAGUCCAGACCCUCGAUAUCGCAGAAGUUAUUCAAGCCCAGACAUUGGGAGGAACGACCAUUCCAGCAUGGUGCAAGAACGGAUGGAUUGGUGCUGCGACAUUGGAAGCGCUCGAUCCCGGGUUCGCAGGCUCGACCGCCGGCUGUUACUGGUGUUGAAGGAUCUACAGAUGUAGAGAUGACUGAUGACUCGAAGGCUGCUCCAGCCGUGCAAGAACUGCGUUUUGAAGAAGAGUUCCCAUCGCACAAAUGGAAUGUCAAGGUGCAAAUACCGUCGUACACGGAUGAGCAGUAUGAGAAUUUGUUGAAAUCCGACGACUGGACGAAACAAGAGACGGAUUAUCUCAUGGAGCUCUGUCGGGACUACGAUCUGAGAUGGGUAAUCAUUGCCGACAGGUACGAUGCAAAAGAGAUCGCGGUCUCGAAUGGGUCUCAACAGAACGGCGAGGCGGCUGGCACAGAGGUCGCUGCGAAAUAUCCAGAUCGUACCAUGGAAGCGCUCAAGCAGCGAUAUUACACUAUUACUGCCCAAAUGCUUGAAACGCAAAUUCCCGCAAGCAAUAUGACGCAAGCAGAGUUCCAGCUAUGGGAGAAAAUGCGCAACUUCGAUGCGAAGACAGAGACCAUGCGCAAGGCUAUGGCAGAGAAAUUGUUUGAACGCACGAAAGACGAAGCCGACGAGGAAAGAAUCCUGCUUGAGGAGCUCUAUCGUAUCACCAAGAAUGAAGAUGACUUCAUGAAGUUGCGGGCCGAUCUGUAUGCACGACUCGAACCCGUCGCACCCAUUAGGCGGACUGAGAGAGGCGAGGAGCAGUCAACAGCGUUGUAUCAGACUUCUGCGGGAUUGUCCAUUCUUCUACAGAACAUGCUCGCCAAGGAGAAGAGACUCAAGCCGCCUCGUCCUAUACCCGAGGGAGCUCAUACCGGUCAUUCAAUGGCCACGCCCACUGAUGCUCGGAAGGCCAGUCAUGCCCAAUACAAUCGGCGUGAUACUAUGGACAGUCAAGCAGAAGACUCUGGUCACCAGAAGAAGGGCUCGAUGUCGCAGCCGGUUGUUCGAGUGUUGACACCCCAGGAAGAAGCGCGCUUCGGUGUAUCUCAUCCUCAAGAGCGACUCACCAGUGGUGUACAGUUCCGGCAUGAGAAGAUUAAUCGUCUUACCAUGGCAAAAAGUCAGACGCAGACUACGAAGAUUCAAGCUGCCUUGACUGAGUUGGGCAUUCCGCAACGCUUGCUCAUGCCGACGGAGAGGGUAUGUCGCGAGUUUGAGAGGUUGGUCAAAGAGAUCAAUAUCCUGCUUGAUGCAAGAAAGGUCAAUGAGAAGAUUGCGACGGAAAUCAAGAUCCUCGAAGAGCAGAGACGCAUCAGAUUAGGCCUCCCCAAAGAAGAAGAACAACCCGGCCAACAGAACGGGGAUGUUAUGGAGGUGGAUUCGUCCCAGAUCAUUGACAGCAAGCUUGACAUGGUGCCAGACAGUUCAAUGGCCGUGACAGAGGAGGAUAAAGAGAAUGACGCCGCAGCUGAAGUCGACGACAGCCAAGAGAAGCAACAAGACGGCGAAGGUGGGCGCGACGAGAGUACUAUGGCCCUGGACAUGCAGGAUGAGGAUGCAGAUGCUGAUGAGGAUGAAGAGGAUGCUGUGGGGGCAUCUAGUCCCAAGCAAGAAGAUGCUGACGAAGAUGAGGAUGCGGAAGAGGACGAGGAUGAUUAUCAGGGCGGGGAGAUUGAUCAGUCUGUUGCCGACCUGGAUCAGGACCAAGAGGAUGAAGAUGCUCAAGAGGAGGAAGAGGAGGAGGAGGAUGAUGAUGAUGACCGGCCUCAGCUUGGUGUAGAUAAUGACGAAGAGGACGAAGACGAGGCAGAAGUCGCUGCUACGCCAGACUUGGAUAGUGAUGCGGAGAAUGAGGACCAGGAUGAAGAUGAGGAAGGCGAGGCUGAGGCUGAGGCUGAGGAGGAGUCAGAAGAGGAUGAAGAGGAUCAAGAUGAAGAUCAAGAUGAGAAAGCCGACGGUGAAGAUGACAACCACGCUCUGAACCCGGCGCCUGAAGAUUCGGACAAUGCUGAAGAGGACGGCGCUGCGCAUGAAGAUGCGGUGCCUCUGUCAGCGGUUACGCGUGCGCACAAGAGGUCUGCCAGUGUGAUGUCGGAGGCGAGUCGUGCGGGUAGUAACCGCAGUGGUAUGGGGAGGAAGAAGAGGAGAUAAAUAGGGUCGAGUGUAUGGAUCUAUGUCGGUAUGGCCCAUAUCGUCUGCUCUCAGAGCUUCAUCAAAUGUUUAUGGACUGCUGGCGCUCUCCUUGGAAAUGGCAUUGAGGCUGAGAGCUCGUUUGGACCACAGUACCAGAUGCACGGAGCGCAAGGCUGACGAGGCUGACGAGGCUGUGGGUGGCAUACCUGGAUCGGAUUGGAUUGGAUACGGCACACUUCGCUGACCAUUCCUCUUCUGGCAUCAAACAUGAGAUCAUACGAGGAUUUCUCUCGAGGCUUCGAGAAUAGCCAUUGCACGCGACUACUAG